Culex pipiens pallens (northern house mosquito) is the source of this 1185-nucleotide messenger RNA. RefSeq names its product structure-specific endonuclease subunit SLX1 homolog (gene slx1). Bases 22 to 1128 code for a protein of 368 amino acids. Lineage: Eukaryota; Metazoa; Arthropoda; Insecta; Diptera; Culicidae. The record is from RefSeq and is a predicted model, not a curated record. Gene Ontology annotation, cellular component: Slx1-Slx4 complex. Gene Ontology annotation, biological process: double-strand break repair via homologous recombination. Gene Ontology annotation, molecular function: crossover junction DNA endonuclease activity; 5'-flap endonuclease activity. The transcript is spliced from 4 exons.
UUAAAAAUAAGUUACUGGUUUAUGUUUUUGAGACGAGAAAUCCUUUCAAACUGUGAAAAUUUUAAAUCUAUUCAAAUGGCCGCCGUACAGGAGAUUGAAGAUUUUUACGGCGUGUACCUGCUGGUCAGCAAAAGUCCCAAUCCGAAGUUUGCCGGCCGAACCUACAUCGGCUACACGGUGGAUCCAAACCGUCGGAUCAAACAGCACAACAGCGGCCAGGAUGGCGGUGGGGCAAAACGGACAUCAAAUCGGGGACCUUGGGUGAUGGUGAUGAUUAUUCACGGCUUUCCAAACAACCUCUCCGCUCUAAGGUUUGAAUGGGCCUGGCAGCAGCCGAAGGUCUCCCGGCGACUGAAGGCGAUCCCGGAGCUGCACAAGAAGCAACGCAAGGAAAGCAACUUCGAGUACAACUUUCGCAUUCUCACCGAGAUGCUGCGGAUCGGGCCAUGGAACCGGCUGCCCCUCACCGUGCGCUGGCUCGUGGACGACUUCCACCGCGAGUUUGAGGUUGGAAAGGCGCCCCCGAUGCACAUGCCAAUUUGCUUUGGCCGUGUGAAGAAAGUGCCCAAAAAGGGAAAAGUGGCCAAAAAGUCCGGCGGCCGGCGUCGCGCUGCCCAGAAGCCAAGCACAGCUCCAACGACGGCGAAGAGUAAAAGCAAACAAAUCGCCGUUAAUUACGAUCUGGACGUCGACGAGUACGAUCUGCUCGUAAUGGGGGCAGACGCUACUGCUUCCGAGAACGCUUCUAAACCGGAGGAGGAGGAGGACACGGUCGGGCCGGACGAUGACGGCAUAACCAUCAGUUCGGACGAAGAUGAAGAGGAGCCAAAAUCCAACGAUGCUGAUUUGUGCGUCAUUUGUAACGGUGCGAUUGGAACGUCCAACGAUUUCGCCCUGCGGUGCGUCCGGCCCCGCUGCUCCAUGGUGUGUCACAUCGAGUGUCUGGCCGGAAAGUGCCUCGAGCCGGGACAGUACGUGCCCGUGGCGGGCGUUUGUCCCGUGUGCGACGGGAACUUUCUGUGGGGAGAUCUGAUUCGGAAAGCCAACGGGUGCAGCGAUUUGGUGGAAGAUUCGGGAAAUACGACCAUGCUGGAAGUGGACGACGUUUCCGAAAGUGAGGGAGAAUGAAUUUUGUGUUAUUAAAUGUUUGAACAAUAAACUGGUUUGUCACCUUCGGUGCAUUGA